Messenger RNA from Trypanosoma conorhini, 3168 nucleotides. RefSeq lists its product as uncharacterized. The record is from RefSeq and is a predicted model, not a curated record. The coding region runs from base 1 to 3168 and encodes 1055 amino acids. NCBI's taxonomy places the organism in Eukaryota, Euglenozoa, Kinetoplastea, Trypanosomatida, Trypanosomatidae. The transcript has a single exon.
AUGAUGGAGUUUUUAGCCUAUGAGGAUGGAACGCUUCGUGACGAGCGCUACAGAAAUGUGGAUGCGGCUGAGGAGACUUUAGUUAAGCCCAAAAAGGCCUACCAUUGCGAGUCGAAAAGAGCUGCCUCAAGUUUGCAAAGUAUUGAGGAUGUCGCACAGCAUGAUGGAUUUUUGGGAUUUAUUCCAAGCCCCAAAACUGUUUAUUUUGAAAACUUUUCUGUAGGCACAACAUACACAAUGACGGUUUUACUGACAAACUGUGCAAAUCGAUCUAUAAGCUUUCGAGUUUUGCCAAUAUCCAUAAAAUAUAGGGAUUUAUUAUACAUUGAAUAUGUACCACCACCAAAAAUCUCAACAGGAUUAUCAUGGAAAGUGCAGGUGAAAUUUACUCCCGAAGAAAAUGUAGAUUUGGAAACAGCGAUUGGUUUUCGAACAGAGGAUGGAAUUUUCUUUGUCCCUGUAAAAGCUUUUCGCAAACGAUCUUGUGUUUCAGUUGUUCCAGAAUGUCUUGAUUUUGGCGUUGUUACCUUUGGCGAAAAAUCGACAAAGGUAUUAACUUUGCGGAAUGAUGGCGCACUUGCUGCCAAGGUUUUUAUUUCCGGGUCUCUCAGAAAAUGGACGGAGGUGUUUCACAAGGACCUUCAAAAUGGUAUUGAUACUCCUGUUCUUAGUAUUACGCCUGUGGCAUAUCAGUUGUUGGUGAAUCCGUUUUCGACGUGUCGUCUAGAGCUGACAUUUUCUCCAAACGAAGAAAUUAGAAUGGAUGAGGAAAUUGAACUUCGAUACGAUUCAGAAGGCACAACACAUAUUAAAAGUGUUUCUGUAAAGGGUUCUGGAGGUUCACUUCCCGUUUAUAUUUCUUCGGCAUCUGAAAUAGAUUUCAGGUGGUGUUUUUACGAAAACACAUAUUGUGAAAAGAUUUUGAUAACGAAUGCCACAAAUGUGUCGGUAACUGUGGUUCCUGAAAUUUCACCUUCAUUGCUGUCCUCUGUGUUUUUUUCGCCGGAAAACGCAUGUGUUCAAGCAAAUGACACAUUUGAGCUUUAUAUAUUAUUUAAACCUUCUCGAGGUUUGAAUUCUCAUGUUUUUUCUGUUAUUAAAAUGACAGUGUCAGGGCAAGCAUCACCCAUAUCAGUCGCAUUGAAGGCUCAGCUUACUGAGCGAGGAUUUACUUUGGAGCCAAACAAACUGAACUACGGCACUUCGGGUAUGAAAGAGGAAAUUAUUCUUCCUUUAAAAAUAAGGAACCUAUCGGAUUUGCCUCAAACUUUAGGUUUCUUAAAACUUCCUGAAAACGUACAUAUAAAACCUUUUCAAACAUUAACGCUAUUACCGAAAGAAUUGUUUGAGCUUAAGGUUGGAGUUUUACCGCCUACAUUGGGACACUACACACAGGUUAUAAAAAUGACCAAUGAAUAUGGAGACUCUCGUAGUGUACAACUUACUGGAUGUGGUCGUAAAAAUGGUAUGCGAUUUUUAAGGCCCUGUCUUAGCCUUCCAGCGUGUCCACUAGGUGCCGAAAUGAAUUGUACAACAGUAUUGGAAAACACUGGAUCAACCCCUCAAAGCUUUCGUUUGAGUUUGCCAAAUGAUAUCUUGAGAGUCUCUCCUUCAUCAGGGGUUCUUUCUCCUGGGAAGAGCAUUUCAAUUGUUGUGUUAUUUAGGCCACCAGAGCCUCAACCUGCACCUGUGGUUGUUGAAGAAAAUAUUUCUCGUCCAAGUGGUAAGAGUUCAUCGAAAAAGCGUAAAGAACGAGAUAAUCCAAAUGCAGUUACAGGCGUUCGGGAUCAAGAUCCGGCCUCCGUAGAUGCACUUUACAAGGAUUGGGAGAGUAAUUCAGUAGGUGAAGAAUGGAGUAGGCAUUCUACUUUUUUUGUGAAAUGUACAAGCAACACGGAUCGAGAAAAGUUUUUGAUCUUGCUUCAAGUAAAUUGUACGGUGGUGAAACCAAAAUUGGUUGCAAGAUACCUUUCACGCGUUGUACCAAAAAUGGUGGUGCGAAAAGAGUUACCAAAGCGAAAUUCAAAAAAGUCUCCUCCUUUGAGAAAUAUCAUAGAAGAAACACCUCUUGUUGAGACCUCUGUGAUUGGUACACAGCUUGAUAUUGAGUUUGGCGAAGUACCGCUGAAGCAAAUAAGUGAAAAAACUUGUGUUUUGCAAUACAAUGGCGAGAGCUUUAUCAAUUUGCACGUGCGACCGAUUGACACAUUAUCUCCAUUUAGAAUAGCAAAAUUGCCACCCGUGAAAUUAUCUCAAGACGAGGAAUGUACUAUGAGUAUUAGAUUUAUUCCUACCGAGUACGGUAAUUUCAGGGACAUCAUGACUAUUGCAUCUACUGCUGCGAACGAUAUUACACUUGUUUUAUCUGGUAUUUGUAGACCUGCCGAUUUGUUAAUAGCCAGAGAAAGUAAUAUUGCAGGAGACCGUCCUCAGUCUAUUGAGCAGUUUUUGUUUGAUACUGUGCUUGUUGGACAAGAAAGUAGUCACUCAUUGUAUGUUCAUAACUUGGCUUCGUUACCUGUUAAUGUAACUGCCAAACUUUUAUCUCCCGCGGGUGAGGAACCGAAGUGGCCAGAGGCGUAUUCUUUUAUUAUUGAAUCGGAUCAGUUUACUAUUCCUGCUAAUUGUAAAGUAAGUACGAGGCUUAUUUUUUGUCCUCGAGUAGUGGGAAACUUGUGCGUCUGUCUUCAUCUAAGCGCAGGUGCGUAUCACCACACAAUUCUUCUUCAAGGAAGAGCCUCAGCAAAAUCCGUCUUUUUUACAUUUCCAGAGCAAAUUACUCAAUUGACAGAACCUUCUUCUCUCUUGUGCACUGGUUUACAGUCGGACGUGUUCCCCGUAGAAGGCCCUUCUGCCGCUUAUCCCAUUCAGGUUCUCUGCGCCCCAGAAGAAACAAAGACCAUAAUAGUUGGAGGUGUCAAACAAGGUGCAAAUUUUGAAUGUACUGUUACCGGUUGGAGCGAUUCAUACCUUGAAAAUGGUUGGAAGUUAGAUCCUAUGAAGGUUACUGUUCCAUCAGGUGGUCAGGUUGUAUUUUCAUUGACUUACAAUCCAAAACGGGAACUCGGCGAUGUUUCCUUCUGUACCUUUUCCCUUAUCACCAAAUCUUCUGAGGCUCUGGCUGAAACCCAGUGCCACGUUCGAUGUACAGGAACAAUGAAGUUGUGA